UUCAACACCACCACCAGAAAAAAACCAGGACAAAAGCAAAAAAAUCAACACAAUCACCGACGUUAAUUGACGACAAGAGGCCAAACGCAGGAGGCACACCAAACGAAGCGCGCCGCGUCGAAAUAUGGUUAUGUCGAUUUAGUUUGAUUGUUGCCGUUAAGUACGUACGAUAUGCAUCGAAUUUGUUUGUCCGUUUUUGGGAUUUUUGUUCUGGCCGGUGUUUUCGGGUUGGGACAUGGGUUUGGGGUAGAGAGGAGGAGUGUCGCCGUCGAAAGGGGGGCCGACGACUAUCCGGAUUAUCAGCUUGGCGUCAAAUAUGAUGAGUACCCUAUGAUUGUGCCGAAGAAGCGGACCGCUUUACUGGUGAACAGGCUAAUGGUGGCUCUGAAAGAGGCGAUCGACGAAGAGCAGAAGGAAUACGCGGGAAACAAGGAUUAUUUGUCCAAGACCUAUGCGGACAUGACCCCAGAGGAUAUUAGAUCAAUGGAUUUGCAGAGAAGAGGUCAUACAAAUAGCGGCCAGCAAAAAGGACGCUACUGGAGAUGUUACUUCAAUGCGGUCACUUGUUUUUAAUAUCGACCUACUUUUAUCGAGAAGCUUAAUUACACUUCAUUCAACUCCAAAAUCGACUUUAAAUUAUGCAAUUCGGAUAAUGUAAGCUCGGUUGUAAAAUAUAUGUACUUCAGUUCACGAUAACAAACUUUCUGAAGAUAGAUUAUAACUGCAAACUUUUCGACUGGCUCUAUAAAACUACCAAAAUACUUCUACUAGUAAAAUUCUAAUGUAUGUGUGUUUUAUAUUUUCGUUUAUUCCAUCUAAAUAGUGUUUCAAAUAUUUUUCUGGGUAACAGGAAUUGAUAUUGUUCAUGUGUUAAUUUCUCUUAUCAUAGAUGUUUACUUUAGACUAAGUUUUAACUAUACUGUAAAAU
Messenger RNA from Aethina tumida (small hive beetle), 928 nucleotides. RefSeq lists its product as uncharacterized. The coding region runs from base 172 to 573 and encodes 133 amino acids. The transcript has 3 exons. The record is from RefSeq and is a predicted model, not a curated record. Lineage: Eukaryota; Metazoa; Arthropoda; Insecta; Coleoptera; Nitidulidae.